AUGGCAUUUAUGGAGAACAGCACAGAAGUAAAUGGGUUCAUUCUUGUAGGAUUAACAGAUAUCCCAGAGCUUCAGGUUCUGCUCAUCAUCAUAUGCACUCUUAUCUACAUCAUCACCCUAGUAGGAAACCUUGGUUUGAUAACCCUGAUUUGGGGGGAAUCCACUCUCCAUACUUCCAUGUACUUCUUCCUCAGUAGCCUCUCUCUGGUGGAUUUAGGUUCUUCUUCAGCUAUUAUUCCCAAAGUGACUGCUGGGGUGAUCACACGAGACAAGACCAUCUCCUACAAUGGUUGUGCUACACAAAUGUUCUUCUUUGUAAUUUUUGCCACUACUGAAAAUUAUCUGUUGGCCUCGAUGGCCUAUAAUCACCAUGUAGCUGUAUGUAAGCCCCUACACUACUCUACUAUCAUGUCAUCAAGGAUGUGUGUUGGUCUAACCAUUAGUUCUUAUAUCUAUGGCUCAUUGAACUCUUCCAUUCUCAUUGGCUGCAUUUUCAGCCUCUCUUUCUGUAGUUCUAAUGUUGUGAAUCACUUUUUUUGUGACAUUCCUCCAAUCUUGACUCUCUCCUUCUCAGAUAUACACUUUACUGAGUUGUUCGUUUGUAUUAUAGGGGCAUUUAAUAUAGCUUUUGCUCUUCUGGUCAUCAUGACCUCCUGUCUCUCGAUUUUCAUUGCCAUCCUGAAAAUCCGUUCUAAUGAGGACUGCCAGAAAGCCUUCUUCACCUGUGCUUCUCACAUCUUUGCAGUGUCCUUAUUCUAUGGAGGAACCAUCUUCAUUUACCUACAACCCUCAUCAGCUCAUUCCAUGGAUACAGAUAAAAUGGCCUCUAUAUUCUACACCAUGAUCAUUCCCAUGCUGAACCCAUUGGUCUAUAGUCUGAGAAACAAAGAUGUCAAGAAUGCUUUCAGAAAAGCAACUAGAAGAAAGAAUCGUUAG
Molecule: messenger RNA, 936 nt
Organism: Vombatus ursinus (common wombat)
Lineage: Eukaryota; Metazoa; Chordata; Mammalia; Diprotodontia; Vombatidae
Product: olfactory receptor 5B2-like
Exons: 1
Coding region: 1-936 (311 amino acids)
Biological process (GO): sensory perception of smell; G protein-coupled receptor signaling pathway
Cellular component (GO): membrane
Molecular function (GO): odorant binding; G protein-coupled receptor activity; olfactory receptor activity
Source: RefSeq, a predicted model, not a curated record